UAAUCGCUCCCAGAGGCGGCUCUCAGCGCGCAUGCGUGAACAUUUACCCAGCAGGUAAACUCCACCAUGGCGGCGAGAGGCCAUGUGCAGGACCCCAACGACAGGAGACUCAGACCCAUAUACGAUUACCUUGAUAAUGGCAACAAUAAAAUGGCAAUACAGCAGGCAGAUAAACUGCUGAAGAAACACAAGGACCUGCAUUGUGCCAAGGUCCUAAAGGCUAUUGGCCUUCAGCGGACUGGAAAGCAGGAUGAAGCUUUCACUUUGGCCCAGGAAGUGGCCACUCUAGAGCCCACUGAUGACAACUCGCUACAAGCUCUGACUAUACUGUACAGAGAGAUGCAUCGUCCGGAGUUGGUCACCAAGCUGUAUGAAGCUGCAGUGAAGAAGGUCCCGCUCAGUGAGGAGUAUCACUCUCACCUCUUUAUGGCAUACGCUCGUGUCGGGGAGUACAAGAAGAUGCAGCAAGCGGGAAUGGCCUUGUAUAAAAUUGUCCCCAAGAAUCCGUAUUACUUCUGGUCUGUCAUGAGUCUGGUGAUGCAGGCCAUCUCGGCACAAGAUGAAAAACUGGCCCAGACUAUGUUCCUGCCCCUGGCUGAGCGCAUGGUGGAGAAAAUGGUUAAGGAGGAGAAGAUUGAAGCAGAGGCAGAGGUGCAGCUGUAUUUUAUGAUCCUGGAGCGCCUGGGAAAGUGUGUAGAGGCUCUUGAUGUGAUCAGGGGCCCACUUGGGGAGAAGCUGACCAGCGAGCUGCAGAGCCGAGAAAACAAGUGUAUGAUGCUGUACCAGCGACUACAACGUUGGCCAGAGUGCAAUGCCUUGGCCCACAAGCUGCUACUCAAAAAUCCCGAUGAUUGGCAGUUCUAUCCCUCCUACUUCGACUCUCUCUUCCACCUGAUGGAUCAGUCGUGGAGUCCGCCAGAAGAAGGCGAACACUGUCCGGAGGGUGCCGUACAUCACACUGUGGCCGAAGUGGUGAGGUUUGUGGAAGAGAGAAUUAAGGGGGAGGACGGCAGGGAGUCUCGUUCACUCAGAGGACCGUAUUUAGCUCGGCUUGAAUUAAUACACAGACUGAGAGAGAGGGGCUGUCCAGAGGAAAGCCCGCUGGGUGAGCCUUUAGAGCUAAUGGUGCAGUUCUUUGGGAAGUUUGGGGACAAACCCUGCUGCAUCACCGACCUAAAAAUAUACCUACAUCUGCUCCCUCCUGAACAGCAUGUUCAGUUCAUUAACCGUCUGAGUGAAGCGGUUCCACUGGGGGAGCAGGGAGAGGAGGGGUUUGCUUUUCCGGAGGACACCAAAGCGCUACAGAGGCAUUUGUGUGUGUGUCAGCUCAGUCGAGCACUCGGGCUGCAUCACGGUCUCGACGUGGAUGGAAAACUGCGACUUAUCACGGAGCUCAAGGCUCACUAUCGUCACGGGCUCAAAUUUGGGAAGACCGCUCUGAAGACGGAGCUGCAGUUUUCUGAUAUGUAUUGUCUCAUGGCAGCUCAUGUAUACAUAGACUUGUGGACUGAGACUGGGGAUGAGAGCAUGGUGUGGCAGUGUUUGGGUCUCCUCCAGGAGGGUCUGUCUCGCAGUCAGUCCAACGCCCAGUUCAAGCUGCUGCUCCUGCUCCUCUACUGUCACCUGGGAGCCUUUGAGCCUGUAGUGGACCUUUACUCCAGCUUGGAUGCCAAGCAUGUACAGCACGACACCAUAGGGUUUCUGUUAACACGUUAUGCUGAGUCAUUGGGUCAGUUUGCUGCAGCUUCCCAGUCCUGUAACUUCUCCCUCAGGUUUUUCCAUUCUAACCAGAAAGAUACCUCAGAGUAUAUCAUCCAAGCGUAUAAGUAUGGUGCGUUUGAGAAAAUCCCAGAGUUCAUCGCUCUCAGGAACCGGUUGAACCAAUCGCUGCACUUUGCCCAAGUCCGCACGGAGAGGAUGCUGCUGGACCUGUUCCUCGAGGCUGAUAUUGUGUUGAGUCUGGAGGAAAGUGUGAAGGCCAUGUCUUUGUCUGCAGAGGAGGAUGACAUCCCCUGGGAUAAUAUGAGGGACAACAGAGACCUUACUGUUUUUACCAGCUGGGACCCUAAGGAGAGACAGCUGACUGACGAGCACCGGCGUCGGUCUCUAGAAGAGGAGUCUGUCUGGCUGAGGAUACGCUCUCUAACACUUCGCCUCCUCACCUUUUUGGCCGGCCUGGGACACGCACCCUCACAGCGGAACUCUGAGAUGGCCAACGAGAACGGAGUCGGGGACAAGACCUCGAUCCUCAGCAGCCUGCUGUCCCAGCUCAAUCAGACUCUACAGACAGCAGCUCAGAUGGUAGAAAAACGCAUACAGUAUCCAUUUCUGGGACCACCCGCCACCCGCCUGGCCCCAGCUCUGUCCAGUGGGAGCUGUCAGUGUCAGGCUGCAGCCCUCCAGCUGUCUGUCCACCUACAGGACUUGGAGACUGUUGGACUUGAUGAGUCGUCAGAGCUUCAAACCCAGAUCUGUAACGGUUUCAAAUCAUUAGUAGUACAGCUUCGAGAAAUACUGAAUAAAUGCAAAGGGGAUAUAUUGGAAAUGAAAGAGAGCAAAUUGAAAACCCGGCCCUCCUUAUUAGAAAACCUAAUCUUCUUUGUUGAGACGAUGUGCAUAGUCUUGUGGAUGGCUAGUUACUGUGCCAAGAUCCUCCGACCACUGAAGACUAGUCUACAGAAGAAGAAAAAGAAGAAAAAGGAUGCAAAUGCAGCUCUGCCAGUGGUGGUGUGUGGGUUCCAGGAGCUGACAGGGAGCUUGCAGGACCUGCUUACCCAGGCUUUGGAGCAUAUAAAGGGGCAAGAGACGGGCUUGACGGCCCUUAAACUAGCCAGUUUAACCUUGGAAGGAUACACACAGGAGGAGGCGUCGUUUACGAAGGCUGCUAUGGACAAGGUGCAGAGCAGUUACCUGCGCUCGCUACAGGAGGUGGGAGACCUGCUCAAGAAGCGAGCGGAAACUAUAAAGAACCUCAAGAUCUGAACACCAUCACACACCCCAAAUUAAGAUGACUCUACUCCCACCACCGGCCCCCUAUGCCCCUCGCCACUGUCUGUCAGCCCACCAGCUAACCCACAAGUCCUACUUUCCUUGCUGGUCCAACAAACCCAGACCCCACCUGCCAGUCACAGUCGUUUCUGACCUCUUUCCUGUCCUGUGUAUUUCUCACACAGCAUUCGUGAGCUCUCAGUCAGGAUUUUUUUUUUAUUUUUUUUUUUCCCCUUUUCUUUUCGUUUUUCUUUCACCUCAACACACACCUAUGGAACAUUUGCAACUCUUAUAGCAAAUAAGCUUGUAAGUAAACUCAAGAAUUUAUACAGCAGUUAUAAGUGAAAAUGAGGGGGGAAAAAAAACACAUGCUCCUUUUAAAAUAAAUAGAGAAAAUUAGGAAAAAUGAAUAAGCAGUUUUAGAUGAACUAAUCUAAUAAAUUAUUGUACAUAGUAAAGAGCAACUACCACAGUUCCUUGACUAAAUGAGAAUACGAGACACAGGAAACCACUGUUCUGUUUGUUGAUCAGUUACAUUUCAUCUUUAUUCCUCGCUUUGCUUUUUUUUUCUUUUUUUUUUUUUCUUCUGGUGACUUCAACAACAAUCGAAGUAAAACACAGUGAGACACACACACACACACACACACACACACUUUCAACUCUGAGGAGGAAAGUUCUUUCAAUGUGCUGCUUUUCCAGCUGUUUUCUCUCUUUCAAGAGCAAACCGGCACAACCUUGCAUUAAAACUGAUACACUCUGUGGAACACCUGGCUGCCAGCAGAAAGCCUUCGGAUUUGAAGUUUCCCGUUCAACAGUUCUUCUGUCACUCUUGUUUUUGCUUUGUCUAGCUUGUGUGUCGCUUUGGUACUGAAAGUGGAACCACCUCUGUAGAUGCAGUAUUAUAAUGAGCAAUACUGGUAUGAGUUCA
Xiphias gladius (swordfish) is the source of this 3916-nucleotide messenger RNA. It is a transcript of the gene naa25, whose product is annotated as N-alpha-acetyltransferase 25, NatB auxiliary subunit. The record is from RefSeq and is a predicted model, not a curated record. The transcript has 24 exons. Gene Ontology annotation, biological process: N-terminal peptidyl-methionine acetylation. Lineage: Eukaryota; Metazoa; Chordata; Actinopteri; Istiophoriformes; Xiphiidae. Gene Ontology annotation, molecular function: protein binding; protein-N-terminal amino-acid acetyltransferase activity. Bases 67 to 2982 code for a protein of 971 amino acids. Gene Ontology annotation, cellular component: cytoplasm; NatB complex.